This is a messenger RNA of Aspergillus japonicus CBS 114.51, 1247 nucleotides long. RefSeq lists its product as uncharacterized. NCBI's taxonomy places the organism in Eukaryota, Fungi, Ascomycota, Eurotiomycetes, Eurotiales, Aspergillaceae. The record is from RefSeq and is a predicted model, not a curated record. The coding region runs from base 157 to 1179 and encodes 340 amino acids. The transcript is spliced from 3 exons.
GAAAGGUUCCCCGUCCGGAACACUUCUCCAGCACUUCUCCUCUUCCACGUCACCCUUACUUGACUUCACCAUGAGACGAACAGUUCCCUCUUCUCAACAAGGGCCUUCACCGUCCUGGCUCUGACAAUCAAACAUCUUCCAGGCACUCAUGGCAACAUGGGGGUAAUCCUCAAGUUUGAGCCUAUGCCAGGCCCAACCGCUGACUGGGAGGACACCGAAUUAAGGGUCAGAGUAGCCAACAUAUUUUGCCUGAUAUGCGGGUAUUGGACUUUCGACUCUCAGAACCUGGCCCUGGCCCACAUGAUCCCGCGCAAACAUGGUAAAUUCAAGAAAGCUGUCGGUUCGCACACGACGAAAAUGAACUGGAAAGACACGUAUCGGCUGAUCAUAAACGAUACACAUCACCGUGGAUGCUAUGUGUCCUGUAGCCGGGCCUCUGAGAUGUUCACGGACGACGUACCCCUGAGUUGCUUUAGAGCCCUACUCCACCUCAUGAAGGAGUGUCUACCUAGGAAACCACGGAGGAAUCGUCCGAAUCGUCGAGGGCGACGGAGAGAUAGAGUGUGUUUCGGCUAUGUGGUUCACUCUUGCUGUUGGGAACUACUCAAGACCCAUCGCUUAAAGGCGCUUGCUGAGACGGACUUGUCUACUCUGUUGGUAGCCUUUCAGCACCAAUGGAUGGACUUUCAGAUCUCGUUCGCUUCUGGGAAAGAUCACCCAUCCACACCAGACCCUUUCUACACAUCUUCCGUCUUUGACACGAUCUAUGCUGAAAUCAACGAAGCGGAGUGGUAUAGAAAACAGGCAGCAGGCAAGGCAAAGAAUCUACGACAUACACUCCAGCAUGUAGACCACCAGACUGGACUCUGUGCUCUUCCGUUUGAGCUAAUCUACAUGGUCGCUGAAUACCUUUCGCCACAAGAGGCCAGAAGCCUAGAAAAGAUUUUAGAUGUUCGCCUUGGGGUUUCAUUCUGGCGUCCUAGAAUUUCUCUUGAUUUAUUCUACGAGAUACAGGCUGUCACGAGACGGGACGUCGACUGGGGUCGUUUGUUCAGCAAGCUGCAGGAGCUUGAGAAAUCUGAUGCCUUAGUGUUACGUCGACAAAUAUUGGAAUGCUUGGAUAAGCACCUGAAUAAGAUCGAGACAGACAAGCAAAACGCGAAGCAAACUGGAAUCUAGCGAGAUGAUUAUGUCUUUAAUGUUGUUAUGGCCCAUAUUUCAAGUCAGCUCCAGAAAAUGUUUUCAAU